Molecule: messenger RNA, 2058 nt
Organism: Angiostrongylus costaricensis
Lineage: Eukaryota; Metazoa; Nematoda; Chromadorea; Rhabditida; Metastrongylidae
Source: the annotation of a GenBank genome assembly
AUGUUUGGUUAUGUACUGGUUUCGAACACGAACAACGUGAUUUCAUUCGGUGGUGAUGAUGAUUUCAACGACUACUUGUAUAACAGCGUUCAAGGCAAAACAUACUUCUCGCCUGACUGCCCGUCAACGUCCAGUGGUGUCUGCACUGACUCCUCGACAGAAUCACUGUCAAGUGUUGAUGGGCUCAAAACUUCCUCACAAGCAUCAAGAAAUAACUUAUCAUCUACGAAAGUAAAAGCUUCUCAUCUGCUUUUGCCUCUUAUUUCUAUGUACCGAACAUACUUUGCCCGCAGUGGUGAUCGUAUCGAAUCGGUGGUAUGCAGCCAGAACAAAAUAUUAUUAAGACAUCUCAAAUGCAACUACAUCGUCAUAUCGAUUGGAAACAGCGAAGAACGGCAAAAGCGACUUUUGAAUUUCUUGGAAAUGGGAUUGGAGUUGAACAUUGGACCUCUUCUAGAAUUUAUUGAUUUGAAGUUGAUGACAGUGAGGUUAGGAAGUGAAUUCGUGGAAUCUGUCAGCGAAAGCUGCAUACUAGAGAAUUACAAGAUCAGAGAAUUUCUGGAUGUUCGUAAAGCAUUAUUUUUUCAAACUGAAUUGACGUUCAUAUUACCUUUUCUGAAGUCAUUGCCGUCAAAGCUUCUAAACACUAUUGGUAGUAACAGAUGCUUUCUGUUAAGUGGUGGUGAGGUGUUGGCAAGUAAUACAAGUGAUAGAAAAUCAAUAUGGGACAGUAUAACUAUGAGUAACUUGACACUUUUCUUCCAGUUACUUUCGAAGAGAAAGUAUCUGAAACAGUACGAAAGUGUUUCGCUUUGGUUACAUUCGUAUAAAUUUGCGACACCAAUUUUUACGAAUGCCAUGAUUUACAACAAUGGCAGUGGUCCAAUAUUAUUAUGCCUUAGUGAGGCUAAAUACGGAUCUGUUAUUAGUACUAUUGCUAACCUUCUGCCACAUCUGGAUAAUUUAGCGUUUUCGGAACACUUCACAAGAGAUGUCCGUAAUAUACGAGAAAUGGUGGAGAUUAUUUCACAAGGUCUACAUUCAAUUGAAGCCAACGGAGCAUUUACACGAAAAGCGGGAUUUAUGAGAAGCCCAUCACGAACGGCAACCUUCCUUCAAACAAUUUGGCAAAGAACUGAGAAUCUGUUCAAAGCCUCCUGUGAUAAGGAUUUAGUACGUGCUGACCAUUUGUGGGCUGUUAGCUCAUCAUUGUUAUCACUAAAGUCUGCAUUUUCGACGACUUCCUUAGCAUCUCCAAUAACGCCAAGUACUAGCAUCAGAAAUGAGAAUUUCUCAAUAAAAUGUGAAACGAUGAUGAAGUAUUUUCGUCGCCAAGUCAUCAACAUUCUUCAAGAGCUUUGCUUUCAAACAUUCGAAGCCUCAAAAAUUAAAUUAGCGCAGUUUCGUGAAACAGUGUCUCAUAUGGCAAGAGUGCUACCGGGAAACAUGAUUUCGGAUCAGAAUAUAGCACUAGCUCUAGAAAAAAAGUCAGCAUUGUUGAAAGAUUUCAUGCAUCCGGCUGCUCUUGGUCUCGACAUGAUUGCCUACUCAGUUUCGAUUCCUACGAAACUCAUAACUGUAGAUUUUAUUCCAGACUGGAUAAGUAAUGAAUUCAAUUCCUUAUUGAGAUCAUUGGAAGAUUGUGGCAGUGUCACUAGUAUUUCAUUUAAAUCAGGGAAGCGCUACAUACUUUACCGUGUGUCGGAAUCUGUUCCAAAUAUGGAAUGCGACAUUCUCAUGACAAGGAGUGAAAGGGAAACAGGCGAUUGGAAAGCUUUGGCGAAACACAAAAACAAUGAUAAGCUGUCAUUAAUCUGGGUAUUUUGCGACUUUGAAGUCGAAAAUAUUUCGAUUAUCUUUCAGAUGAAUGUCGAACGUGAAAGCCCAUGGUCAGGAUUCGGCUUGUUGAAGUAUCUUCACGUAGCUAUCCGCUCCAAAAUGGUUGCAGUCGCCUUUUUUGAAGAAGAAAUUUAUAAACAACUUGCUGAACGCCAAGUUUCGAGACUACUUGAUAUUAUUGCUAAUCAAAUUUCGUCGGAAAUUUUAUUCAUUUCCUGA